Molecule: messenger RNA, 1254 nt
Organism: Aspergillus lentulus
Lineage: Eukaryota; Fungi; Ascomycota; Eurotiomycetes; Eurotiales; Aspergillaceae
Product: putative cysteine synthase
Source: RefSeq, a predicted model, not a curated record
AUGUCUGACCAUUCUAGGGUCUGUAUAGGGACCGCCUUUGUGGCUGGAAUCCUCCUCGCGGUGGGGUUUACUGAGCUUCUGUAUCCGGAGUUGAAGAAUCGUCUCCGAGGAACUCAUUCUCAGUCGACAAAGGGCCUGCAGGAUAGCUCCGCAGACUCGUUGACGGCCAGGCCAGGGCCUCCUGCAAUUGUUGACGGCAUUGAAGGCUGCAUUGGGAAUACUCCUCUGUUACGUAUUAAAUCCUUGUCAGAUGCGACUGGAUGCGAGAUUCUUGGGAAAGCGGAGUUUUUGAACGGAGCAGGUCAGAGCUCCAAGGACCGAGUAGCCUUAAGCAUGAUUGAGAUUGCCGAGCAAAAAGGUAUCUUGAAACCUCACUCCGGGGAUACCAUCUACGAGGGCACGUCCGGUUCGACCGGCAUUUCACUGGCCACGCUCGCCAGAGCAAAAGGCUACCUCGCUCACAUCUGCAUGCCAUCUGACCAAGCAAUCGAAAAGUCAAAUUUGCUCCUGAAAUUAGGCGCAAUAGUAGAUCGUGUACCUCCCGCACCGAUCGUUGAAAAGGACAACUUUGUCAAUCGCGCGCGCGCCCUCGCUCAAGCUCAGACACUGUCUCCCACGGGUGGGACAGGCUUCUUCACAGACCAGUUUGAAAACGAAGCCAAUUGGAGAGCUCAUUACAACGGUACGGGGCCGGAGAUUUAUGCUCAGUGCAACGGUAAACUUGACGCGUUCGUCGCCGGCGCCGGUACUGGGGGCACAAUCUCUGGCGUCGCUCUCUUCUUGAAGCCCCGGAUUCCAAAUUUGACUGUAGUGCUGGCCGAUCCUCAGGGAAGUGGACUCUACAAUCGAGUACGGUUCGGCGUCAUGUUUGAUCUUAAGGAAAGAGAAGGCACGAGGAGGCGAAGACAGAUUGACACGAUUGUUGAAGGCAUUGGGAUUAACCGCGUCACUGCCAACUUCGAAGCAGGAAAGGAGCUCGUGGACGAUGCUGUGCGAGUGACGGAUGCGCAGGCGUUGGCCAUGGCUAGAUGGUUAGUCGAAAAGGAUGGUAUCUUCGUUGGAAGUAGCAGUGCUGUUAAUUGUUUUGCGGCAGUCAAGACAGCGAUGAAGCUUGGUCCUGGCCAUAGGAUCGUCACAGUCCUGUCUGACUCUGGCUCAAGGCACCUAUCUCGAUUCUGGGCCAAGGCUGGAGAUGUCGGAGGUGCGGUGGAUACCAAGCUUGAGGACGUUCUGAACGCCAAAGAUGACGAGUAG